Messenger RNA from Mycena indigotica, 3216 nucleotides. RefSeq names its product Gamma-tubulin RING complex protein. The record is from RefSeq and is a predicted model, not a curated record. Gene Ontology annotation, biological process: phosphate-containing compound metabolic process. Gene Ontology annotation, cellular component: cytoplasm; nucleus. The transcript has 7 exons. Lineage: Eukaryota; Fungi; Basidiomycota; Agaricomycetes; Agaricales; Mycenaceae. The coding region runs from base 1 to 3216 and encodes 1071 amino acids. Gene Ontology annotation, molecular function: gamma-tubulin binding; magnesium ion binding; inorganic diphosphate phosphatase activity.
AUGCUUUCCGAAGUAUUUUUGGUGCUUGCGGGCCACGAAAGCGCUUUGUUCAUUGGCUCGACAUUAAAUCCCAGAUAUUCAUCACUCCAAAUUCAUCCUGGCGAACAACAAUGUCUCGAAUCUCUAGCACAACUCGGCUCACGCUAUCGUAAACUUAUAGCCUCAUGCAAGUCCCAAUCGCGCUCUUCGUCAAGAUAUAUUUGCGCUGCAGUAUCAGCCACCAUGUCUGUUCUCAGCGAAUAUCAGUCUCUCGUUGUUGCCACUGAGGCUAAAGUCCUUUCAAGAGAUUCGAACCUUGUUGCGAGCGCCUCAUUUGUUCCCCUUUCCGCCAUCCGAUCCGUGUUUGCAGAAUGGGAUGCCCCACUCGCCAGCCUUGUUUCGCUAAUGGACCAGUUAGAGGCUGAAACCUGGAACCCUGGCCCGCUUAUCGACAUGCUUCUCACUCGGGCACAGACUGGUGUCCACAGAGUCGCAGAGAUUAUGUCUCGCUUGGCUGUCUCCGUUCAAAACAUAUGGACAACACAAAUAACCGCUUUCAUGGUCCAUGGAACCCUCUCCCAAACAGACGCUCUUGCGACGACAAAUUACGUGCUUCGUGAUGGCUCAAUGCCCGCAUGUGUAUCUGAGCAGUCAAGAGACUCGAUUGCCUAUGUAGGCCGAGCCAUUGCAACGGUUAAAGCAGCCCAAUGGCAGAAACAACUACCACGUCGUCUUGCCAAUGAACAUACGCAACUACUCCAAAAUGUUUUGCCAGAAGACAACGAGUUCGAUCAAGUCAUUUCCCAAAUCAGAACAGAUGUCAGUGAAUGGUUGUGGACCAAUGUUCUUACUCGACAAGACGUUGAAGAAGCUCUCGAUUCACUCGGGAACUACUUUCUGCUACGCAAUGGGGAGUUUGCACAGUCAGUGAUACGCGAAAUCGAACGCCUCAAGCUCUCUCGAUUGACUAUGCGAUCUGGACCUGCCUCAAUCAUCCGUGAACAGGAUCUCAACCUCGCGUUACUUCGAGCAUCCCUUGGCACCACCGCUCAGCACGACCCGAAAUUAUCACUCCUGCAGUUUUCUCUUCCCGCUGGUCCACUACGACCUCUUUUACCUUCGUUGAGUCACACAGAAUAUCCCAAGCCAACAUCUGUGUCGGCGAGUUACAUCUCCCCAGAUCCUUCUUUGUUUAGUUUCAGCUCCCAUCUCCUCGGUUCAACGCCGUUGACGCUGACCUACAAAGUAUCUUGGCCAUUAGACCUCUUUUUACACAAAUCUGAUCUUGCGAUAUACGCUACUCUAUUUUCCUACCUUUCCGCACUCAGAAAAACUCACAUGCGAGUUCAUACUUGCUGGACCUCACUGUCGAAUGCACAACGAGCUAGAAGGCGAUGGACUGGCCUGGGCGAAGGCGGUACCGAUGAAGACUUACAAGUCCGACACAGCCUACUGCGAUGUGGAUGGGGCGUCGUUCGUGAUAUGGGAUGGUUUCUGGAUACCUUGUCUGGGUAUUUGCAGAAUGAUGUAAUCGACCUGGAGUUCAGAAAGCUGAAAGGGCUGUUUGGCGACGCUGGAAGCAGCAUGACUCCUUCCGGAAGCUUACAGUCUAUGCCGUCUGGGCCAUUACCAGUGGGUGUAAGCGCUACCAGUCUUGCAUCAACUGGGUCACAACUGGAUUUUACGACACUGCGUGCAAUCCAUUCAGGAUAUUUAGAACGGCUUCUAAACGGUUGUCUUUUGACCAAUACCGGCCUGACAUCCCUUCUACAAUCCAUUCUAGAAGUAUGCGAGCGCUUUGUAGCCCAGGUGGAACGUUGGGGAGGUGAUGUGCUACCAGCGUUGUUGUUCGAAGGGAGCCUGAGAGGAGGCGACGAAGAGAUUGGAGCAACUGUGAAGGAACGGGCUGGCGUCGUUGCUGAAAUCAACGAGGCAUUACAGGAUUUACUGGAAUCGUUUUACGAGCAGCUUUCACAGUCGACAUCUCAGACCUUUUCAACUGCUGGUGCUGAUGCCUCCAAGUCCGUCCUUAUAAACGCCAGUCUUGCCAACCACACAAUGGGCGGCUUGAAGGCAGUCGCCAGUGACAUGCGAUUGCCGGAACGUUUGCUGCUUCGAAUGGAUUUCAAUAAUGGCCUCACGUUGGUCCAUCGCGCAACUUCACCACAGCUCACCAAACAGCUAACAGAAUACACUCCUCGUCUCAUCGGCGCCCCCCAUACGCUUGAACAUCGGGCCUACAUCGAACAGAAUGGCUCAGUUGUUUCGCCUUUCCACGACAUUCCUCUCUUCGCCGACCAGAACAAUGGCAUUUUUAACAUGAUCGUUGAGGUUCCUCGCUGGACCAACGCCAAGAUGGAGAUUUCCAAGGAGGAGCCUUUCAACCCAAUCAAGCAGGACACCAAGAAGGGCAGACUCCGGUUCGUUCGCAACUGCUUCCCCCACCAUGGCUACAUCUGGAACUACGGAGCCUUCCCUCAGGCAAGUGACGCGAUUUCUUUUCAGCGCCUGCUAACAACGUCAUUUUCUUUUCAGACCUGGGAGGACCCAUCGCAGGCAAACGCAGAGACCAAGGCGAAGGGCGACAACGAUCCUCUCGAUGUCUGCGAAAUCGGUGAACAGGUCGGCUAUGUCGGGCAGGUCAAGCAGGUCAAGGUGCUUGGCAUCAUGGCACUUCUCGACGAAGGGGAGACAGACUGGAAGGUCAUCGUUGUCGACGUCCAGGACCCACUUGCCUCCAAACUCAAUGACAUUGAGGAUGUCGAACGCCAUCUGCCUGGUCUCAUCCGCGCUACCAACGAAUGGUUCAGAAUCUACAAGAUCCCCGACGGCAAGCCGGAAAACACCUUCGCUUUCUCUGGUGAAGCUAAGAACAAGAAAUACGCCACGGAAAUUAUCCAUGAAUGCCAUGAAGCCUGGCGCCGUUUGAUCACCGGCGAAUCGACUUCUCAAGACAUCGCCAUGUACUCCUCUUAUCUUGAAAAUGUGUCCAGACUAAAUAAUCUUUCCAGCGACAAUAUCACCAUUAAGAACUCUCCUGGCUUCCUCCAGCGAGACCAACACAAGUAUACUAGUCUUCCAGCUGACUCGAGAAAGCCCCCGGCACCAAUCGACCCAUCGGGUAAUCGAUUCCUCGUCUGCUUUGUGAUGCUCUGCUCAACUUUGAACAGUGUCCAAAUGGUGGUACAUCUCGUCCGCACCCGUUUAGAGGGCCAGAUGGCCAUACAACCUUUGUAG